GUUUCUAAAAUUCCAAUUUUUUUUUUUGGUUUUCAGACAGUAAAAAUUUCCCCUUUUGUUUUUCCCACACCUUCUCUUCCAUUUCCUUCUUCCUCCCCCCAUUUUUCUUCUUUCCUCUGCAAUUUCCCCACUUCCUCUUUCAUCAAUUCUUCCCAAAUUAUGCAUUUUUGAUGUUUUUUUCCUCAAUUUCUGCUCCCCUUUGUAACCCAACAUUCUAUUUUCUUAACUUCUCAGAUCGUACUCUUGUCCUUCGUCGAAUUCUUCUUCAGAACUUCAUUGGAUUGCUUCAUACCAUAUCUGCUUGGGUUCUCAAAAUCAAGUUGAAUGAGGUGGUUUCACUACCUAUAGGUUAACAUAAUGUUCUGUAUGGAAGUUUACGUUUGAGCUAUGGAUUAAAAUUUGAGUUGGAUUAGGUGAAUGGGGAUUCAAACUAUGGGGUCUCAGGCCGGAGGUGAUCCAAAUGGCAAACAAUCACAAUUCCAGCCAUUGGUUCGUCAAAAUUCACUGUAUAGUCUCACACUGGAUGAGGUCCAAAAUCAGUUGGGUGAUCUAGGAAAGCCAUUAAUCAGCAUGAACCUUGAUGAGCUUCUUAAAAAUGUGUGGACUGCUGAGGCCAACCAAACUGUUGGUAAGGACAAUGAGGACAAUAAUGUCUUGGCCAAUCAAACAUCCCUACAACGUCAGGCUAGUCUUUCAUUGAAUGGUGCUCUGAGUAAAAAGACUGUCGAUGAGGUGUGGAGAGACAUUCAACAAAGCAAAGAUAGCGAGGAGAAGAAGUCUCGUGAACGACAACCUACGUUGGGAGAGAUGACAUUGGAAGAUUUUCUGGUGAAAGCAGGGGUGGUUGCUGAGACAUCGUCAAAUAAAAAAGGUGGGGGUCCUGUUGUUGAAAUUGAUGCAAAUAUCACACCCCAGUUUCAACAAACGCAGUGGAUGCAGUACCCCCAACCUCAGUAUCAGUCUCAACAAGCAGCAAUGAUGGGGGUUUACAUGUCGGGCCAGCCUAUUCCCCAGCCACUGCAUGUGGGAGGUGGUGCUGUGAUGGAUGUUCCAUAUGUAGACAAUCAGUUGGCAUUGCCAACUCCUUUGAUGGGAGCUUUAUCUGAUACACAGACAUCUGGAAGAAAAAGGGGAACACCUGAAGACAUGAUUGAGAAAACUGUUGAGCGUAGACAGAAGAGGAUGAUAAAGAAUCGGGAAUCUGCUGCUCGUUCACGAGCAAGGAAGCAGGCAUAUACCAAUGAACUGGAGAAUAAAGUUUCACGUUUGGAAGAGGAGAAUGAAAGGCUCAGGAAACGGAAGGAGCUGGAAAAGAUGCUACCGUUGGCUCCCUCGCCCGAGCCGAAGUAUCAGCUUCGAAGAACAUCGUCGGCGCCGUUCUAACUUGCACAUCAUUUCUCUCUCUCUCUUUCUUCCUCACUCUCUCUCUCUCACUCAUAAAGUGUAUGUUGGUUCUUCUUGUUGAUAGUUUGUUUCUAACUAUCAUCAAGUUUUGUUUGUACUUAUUAGUGCUCUGUUAUAUUAAAUCAGUGGUAGAGAGAUUCUAAUGGGACCAUUUUAACUUUGAAUGUCUCUAUGAUUUGUCAUAUAAAGUUUUUAGUUGAGCUUCAAAACAAACAAAAAGAAUGUUUGAAUGUAAAUUUUCAGAGUUUCAUAAGAAAAAA
Messenger RNA from Benincasa hispida (wax gourd), 1664 nucleotides. It is a transcript of the gene AREB3, whose product is annotated as ABA-responsive element binding protein 3. The record is from RefSeq and is a predicted model, not a curated record. Gene Ontology annotation, molecular function: DNA-binding transcription factor activity. Gene Ontology annotation, biological process: positive regulation of DNA-templated transcription. Gene Ontology annotation, cellular component: nucleus. NCBI's taxonomy places the organism in Eukaryota, Viridiplantae, Streptophyta, Magnoliopsida, Cucurbitales, Cucurbitaceae.